This is a messenger RNA of Capsaspora owczarzaki ATCC 30864, 3420 nucleotides long. RefSeq names its product testis-specific protein kinase 1. Bases 154 to 3180 code for a protein of 1008 amino acids. Gene Ontology annotation, cellular component: cytoplasm; nucleus. Gene Ontology annotation, molecular function: protein serine/threonine kinase activity; protein binding; ATP binding. The record is from RefSeq and is a predicted model, not a curated record. The transcript is spliced from 5 exons. NCBI's taxonomy places the organism in Eukaryota, Filasterea, Ministeriida, Capsasporidae. Gene Ontology annotation, biological process: protein phosphorylation; actin cytoskeleton organization.
GUUUUUGACUCACUUCCCCCGACUUUUCGGUUUUUUCCUUUCCUUCCACUUGUAUUCAUCGUCCCAUCUCCUUUGCCUCUGACUUGCUUACUACUACUCCCAUACUUUUCCCCUCCCCUCCCUUGAGCUGGUUCUGAGUCUGUGAGCGCGGGGAUGUCGACCAGCUCGACCAGUUCGCCAUCAACCUCCUCGGCGGUGUGCGCCAUGUGCAAGCUGGUCAUCAAGGACUCGCGUGUGCUCCAAGCCAUGAACAAGGAGUGGCACGGCGCCUGCUUCAAGUGCAUUGAUUGCUCAACGCCGCUCCAGGACUUUUACUACGAGCGAGACGGAAUGCCGUACUGCCAGACACACUUCCUCGAGCGCUUUGGGCGGAAAUGCACGGCGUGUACGUUGUUCAUCACGGGUCCGAUCAUGGCUGCACACGAUGCGCUCUUCCACUCAGAGUGCUUCAAGUGCUUCCGGUGUUCCAAGCUGCUGGGCGUCGGCGAAACGUUCGCCCUCAGCACCAACAAGGACCUGUAUUGCAGUGCUUGCUACCAACGAGCAGUCGCGCGCGCAGCCGCACGGGCCGACCGCCCGCUAUCGCGUGCUUCCUCCAAAGAAGGCCUAUUACCAACGUCCAAGUCAUCACCAUCCAGCUCGUCAACAGCUUUCGAUCUUCCAUCGACCAAUACCGCAGUACCACCGUCCACGGCGAACAAUGCGGCUCACGAGGCCUCGCCGCCGGCCACUUUGCCCAAAUCGGCUGCCGCCACAAAAGCCGCCUCGGCAGCGCCAAAUGGCGCGAAGCAACCAGCUGCUGCUCCCAGCAAAUCUACUGCGACCACACACACUCCCGCAACCACCGCUGCCGCAGCACCCCCUUUUAAUCACCGAUCUCCGUCAGCGCCCGCGAUAACCGCUCACACGACGCAUGCUGCUUCGUCGGCAAAGCCAGCAGCAUCAUCAACGACAACAACAACAACGACACCGUCCUCUGCUCACCCACCCGCAGCCGCUCCAUCCAACUCGCCUGCAGCAACGACCGCAACAACAGCGGCUAUUGCUGCCGCCCUGAAUGCUGCUACAUCGGCGUUGGACAGUUUAGCAUCGUCGGCCUCCUCGCCAUCGCGGCUGGUGUCGCGAUCCUCCUUUUCAGACUCUCCCGCCACGAAAAUGGCCCGAAUUCCGCUUGGCCGCACGCGCUCCACCCUUGGCGCGGUCGAGUUGCGGCAAGGUAGCAACGGCAUCUUUGUUGCCGGUUUUACAGGCAGCUCAAAUAGCUCGGGCUCGGGCUCGAGCACCCAUUCGCUGUUUGGCGGACCCGGCGCGUCUGGUGCAUCGGACGCCUCGAACGACUCUCGCUCGAGCGUGAUUGAGGUUGGCGACGAAAUUGUUGCCGUCAACGGCCAGGUCAGUCACACGCUGCAAGACGUCGAUAGCAUUCUCACAGCAAUGCAGCACAAGCCCGGAGAGCGUGUCAUGGUGACUGUUCGAAAGAGCAAUUCUAGUUCAUCUUAUGGUAUCACAACCAACAUUGCCGAGCAGCCUAGCGCCUCGUCUCAAUCGCCUGGAGCCACUUCCAACUUGUCCGAAGACGAAUUUGACGACGAGGAAAAGACAUCGUGGAGUCUGGAGGUGGAAAGCGCCGACAUGGCCGAAAUUAGUGAAAUGGUAGAGAGCUUGAAUAUGGAGCCCGAGAUUGAUCGAGACACGCUUCUGCAAGAGGCAGAAGAAGUGUUUGCAGACACCUUUGUGGCCGAGAGCGCCCUGGGCCACGGUCUCGACGCGCACGCGGCCAAGGGCCACGGACACCCGCCUGCGGCUCGGUCGUCUACGUUCAGCACCCAAGGCUUGAAUGCCGCCACACUGGGUGUUGCUCAGGACGCUGCAGACUUUCUCGAGGACGACAUCACCGAUCUAGCCAACAUGUCGCCGCGCCGUCAUUCUGGCAGCGAUCCAACGUCCUCACCUCGGACGCCGUCCGGUUUGGGACGAUACCAGGCAGGCAAUCUCUCGCGAGGCUAUUCGUUGAGCGGAGGCGUUGUCCGGGAAAUUGGACUGGAUGGAGGCGUUGUGAAGGGGGCCGGGCUGUUCGGUCCGUCCAAGCUGAAAAAGCGCUUGUCGUCGCGCAUCUUCCGCCUUGCCGAUCUCGAAGUGGGCGAACUCAUCGGAAAGGGCUUCUACGGCGAGGUCUACAAGGUCCGACAUCGCCAUUCCGGCGCAGUGAUGGUCAUGAAGGAGCUCAAGUCCUACGAGAAGGAAGCCAAGCUGAGCUUUUUGAAGGAGGUGUCUCUGCUCAAGACGCUGCACCACCCCAACAUUCUCGAGUUUAUCGGCGUCUUUGUCAAGGAAAAGAAGCUGCACCUCAUCACCGAGUACAUUGAAGGCGGCAAUCUGCGCAAGGUCAUCAAAAACCGCGGUCUGUUCCCGCUCCCUUGGGCGCUGCGCAUUCAAGUGAUGCACGACAUUGCUCUGGGCAUGGCAUUCAUGCACACCAAGAAGGUGAUUCAUCGCGAUCUCAAGUCCAAGAACUGCCUCGUUCGCAAGAACUUUGCCAUCGUGGUGGCUGACUUUGGUCUUGCUCGCUCGGUCGUGGCUGGGCAGCGCAUGACGGUUGCCGGCUCUCCGUACUGGAUGGCGCCCGAAAUGCUCCGCGGCGACGAGUACGACGCGUCGGUGGACGUGUUCUCGUUUGGCAUUGUUUGCUGUGAGAUUAUCGGUCGUGUCAAGGCCGAUCCAGACGACAUGCCGCGCACGUCCAAGUUUGGACUGGACAUUGACAAGUUUGCCCAGCUGCCCGAGGUCGGCGAAUGCCCUCCUGCCUUCCUCAAGCUGGCUGUCGACUGCUGCGCCAUGUCACCGAAAGAUCGACCCGUGUUCAGUGUCAUUUGCGCCAAACUGGAGGAGCUGCGUCUUGCAAUGAACCAUCCCCCGUGGCACACGGCCAAUUACGAAUGGCCGGCCGACAUGCGUCGCGCGCACUCUGCGUCGACGCCCAAUCUGUCCAUCAUUGGCCAGCCCUCGUCCGGAGCUACGCUUGGCGCAUCGCCGAUCACUCAGGUGUCGACGACGAGCACGAGCACUGCACCCGUUACGGCCGCCGCGGCCGCUCGGCACCCCCAGCCCGCAUCGUCCAGCUUUGCUGGUUCCUACUCGUCUUCUGGCGGUCGGCUUGCACCACCAACGACGCGGCUAUGAAGGGAGGGGGUUCAGCCAAUCCAGUGAUACUGAUUUGCCCGUUUCCUCGCGCCCCCUCCGCCUCCUUCCCCGCCACCCUACAGUUGUGUUCCCCUUGUUAUUCACGUUUGAUUUUUAUGCCGACUUUUUGAUGUUGUUGGUUGCUUUUCUGGUUGCUAUUUUGUUGUCGCUGUAUGUGUUUUUGUUUUCAAUCAUUUCCACGCUUAUUCCCCUCCCUCUCCCUGUUUUUGUCUUUGGUCC